AUGAACCCUCCCAGUACCACACUGCCGUCACAAUCCUCACAAUCUCCCCAGCGGCAGCGGCGAAGAAGCAAGCGGGUGGGAGACGCCGGAGAGCCAGCACCGAAACCCAAAAAGGUCAAUAGCGAGAUCCGAAAGCAACAGAACAGGAUCGCUUCGCGCAACUACCGGGAAAAGCGGAAACGAAAGCUUCAAUAUCUCCAGCAGUUGAUUAGCGAUGAAACAGAAGACAAGAAGAGAGCUGAACCUUCCCCUGAGCGACAAGCAGUGUACGCGCCCUCACGCCCCGCAAACAACAAUAUCGUAGGCCCAAGUUCAUCGCCUUACCAGUUGCCUUCCAGCGGUGGCCUCGGUUCUAUGAGUGCCAGAAGCAAAGCUACUCACGAUGCUAUCCUGGCAGCUACCACCGCAUCUUUCAAUAGCCAUCAUGCUACAACUUCACAGGCAUACGCUGCCUAUCCUUCAAACUGGAAUGCACCGCUAUACUCUCCACCCCCGCCUCUCCCAGCGAACACUGCUUGGAGCAUCCCGUCCAUCUGGGCGUCGAGCUUUGGGCAGCCUGUCCACAGUUCUCCCCAGCCAUCAGUCUAUCACUACAGCCCCGAGCCAACAGCGCCCAUGGGAUUCGACCAGACACAUGCUCUGUCGCAUCAACCACAGGAAUACCUUUCCAACGCAUAUCUCUAUGGUUAUGGCUCGUUUUCCGGGUCUCAACACCAGGUAACCCACAAUCCCCAUUUUCCGAUUGGACAUGAGCCUUCCACGUUCGACCGAUACGUCUACAUUUGA
Messenger RNA from Exserohilum turcica Et28A, 786 nucleotides. RefSeq lists its product as uncharacterized. Bases 1 to 786 code for a protein of 261 amino acids. The transcript has 3 exons. Gene Ontology annotation, biological process: regulation of DNA-templated transcription. Gene Ontology annotation, molecular function: DNA-binding transcription factor activity. The record is from RefSeq and is a predicted model, not a curated record. NCBI's taxonomy places the organism in Eukaryota, Fungi, Ascomycota, Dothideomycetes, Pleosporales, Pleosporaceae.